Molecule: messenger RNA, 1365 nt
Organism: Electrophorus electricus (electric eel)
Lineage: Eukaryota; Metazoa; Chordata; Actinopteri; Gymnotiformes; Gymnotidae
Product: stonustoxin subunit beta
Molecular function (GO): protein binding
Source: RefSeq, a predicted model, not a curated record
CUCACCCCCCAGGACGGAUAUGCCUAGCCAGACAUCCUCCAGCAGCCGAGUCAUGCCGGAGCAGAGGAAAGCAGGAAGAAAAGGAUCACAAGCAGCAGUCCCUGCAGAGGAACUGCCUCCUUAUGAGCCUGACAUUCCUGAGCCUACCACCAGGGCAGAGCUGGUGAAGUAUUGGAUGCCUGUGUCUCUGGAUGACAGAACUUCUCAGAAGAUGCUCUGGCUCUCAGACAGCGGAUCCAAAGUUUCACGGAUGAAAGAUGUGGCGUGUCCUGUCCUGGACAGACCUGAAAGAUAUGAACAUGCCCCACAGGUGCUGUGUAAGGAGGGGGUGUUUGGGAGGCGGGGGUACUGGGAGGUAGAGCACGAGGGCUGGGUGGUGAUCGGGGUGGUGUACGAGAGCUCCGGGCGCAAGGUUAAAGAUGGCCCCUGCGGCCUGGGCGAAAAUGCCAUGUCGUGGGCCGUGGGCUGGGGUGGGUCCUGCUACCAAGCCUGGCACAACGGCGAGAACGUGGAGAUCCCUGGGACCCUGUGCAACGCCAUAGGGGUGUACGUGGAUCAGCCAGCCGGCAUCAUCAGCUUCUACCUGGUGGAGGGUGGCCAGGGCGAGCCCCGGGAGGUGCGCCUGAUACACAGCUUUAAAACCUCCUUAACUGACAAGCUGCUUCCUGGCUUCUGGGUGGGGCAGAAAUCCUACUGCUCUAUCCUGAAGAAGGAUCAGUGACAGGGAGGAGCAGAGAAUGAUGCAGAGGGGUGGGGUAAGAUGGGUGGAGAAACAGAUGGAGUCGACAGAGAGAUGCGUCUCAUGUGAAGGCGUUUAAGGAGGAUGGUGAUACCUGGGCAAUGCUGGGCAGAAAGCAUGUAAAAGUGCCAGCGAGUCCGCAGCCUGCAGAAAUUGCUAGAACUUUUUGCCGUUCAUCUUAAGGCUGUUUGACUUAUGCAGAACAGAGGCAGCGUAGAGAAGAAGGAAGCAGAUUAGCAUAAUCUCCAUUUAGAAAGGGGACGGGAGUAGAAACUGGGAAAUCUUUUAAUCUGUGUAGAAUUCAUCGUACUUUAUACAGUAUGACAAACCUGCAUGCUGUAGUGUCAAAGAUAAGAAGAAAAAAAGCCUUAUUAUAUUACAUUGAAUAUCAGAUGAAAAAAAAGCCUUAUAUUACAUUUAAUAUCAGAUGAAAAAACAUUUUAUGUGCCCCCAAAUCUGACGUGCAGAUAGGUAUUAAAAUAUUUUACUUCUGUAAAGCAUUUCUGUUGAUAAUUGUGAAUUAAAGUUUUGUCUUUCUGUGGGGGCCUAAAUAAUUGUUUUAUCCCAUGUCUUGAUGUAUGUACUAUUUAAGUAGAGAACAAAUUGUGAUUAAAUACAGCAGUUAA